CCCCGUUUCCCCACCCACCAUACUCAAAAUCAUGGCACCCAAAUCCCUUCACAUUCUCCUCGCCGCUCUCUCACUCAUGGUAGUUGCGCUAGUUCCCAUCUCAGCCGCCUCCCGUGGCCGCAUCGUCGGCGGCUGGCAGCCAAUCGCCAAUCCCAAUGCACCGGAGAUUCUCAAAAUUGCGAAAUUCGCGAUUUCGGAACACAACAAGCAGAAGAACGCGGCCUUGGUUUUGGUGUCUGUGGUAAAGGGAGAGUCGCAGGUGGUAGCUGGUAUCAAUUACAGGCUCGUGAUCUCCGCCAAGGACUCCGCCGCCGCGCCCAAGACUUAUUCUGCCGUCGUUUAUUCCAAGCCUGGGCCGAAAUCCCUUAAGCUCACCUCCUUCGAGAAAAUUAAAGCCUAAUCGCCGAUUUUAGAAAUUAGAUUGUGAAACUGGCCAGAUAUUGUGUAUCAGUAUCAGAUAUUGAAGUGAAAUAAAUUUUCGAGAUAUUUGUAUCUGCUUCCAGAUUUGCAAGUUUUUAUUGAGAUUUUUGUUGAGUGAUUUUUGUGGUGAACUUUUGUAAUUUUCAGAGAAAUGAACAAAAGAUUAUGCGUUA
This is a messenger RNA of Salvia splendens (bonfire salvia), 593 nucleotides long. Its product is annotated as cysteine proteinase inhibitor 1. Bases 32 to 400 code for a protein of 122 amino acids. Gene Ontology annotation, molecular function: cysteine-type endopeptidase inhibitor activity. The record is from RefSeq and is a predicted model, not a curated record. NCBI's taxonomy places the organism in Eukaryota, Viridiplantae, Streptophyta, Magnoliopsida, Lamiales, Lamiaceae. The transcript has a single exon.